AUGGCAGCCAUCAUCAAUAAUCGUCCCAUCUCCUACUGUUAUGAGGAUGUGGACGAACCUCGGGCCAUCACCCCGUCUCACUUCUUGCGUGGAGGUCCUUCGAGCCCUCCGCUCUGCUCCGUCGCCACGCUGGACGGACUCGGGCCGAACGGUCAAGUUCUGAACGACUACCUUCGCAUGGACGAGAACCUGAGUGGAGGGCGAUUCCACCAGCACCUACGGGAGAUCUUCGCCCCGCAGGUGGUGCGCUACGUGGAUCUCAUGGAAGCUUCGAUAGCACAAUCCCUGCAGAAAGGCUUCGAAAAGGAGAAAUGGGAGGUCAAAGGUCGAGCUGGUUGUGCUACCUCGGAAGAAUUGUUCUGGAAACUGGGCGCGUUACAAAGUUUCAUCCGCGAUCUUCACUGGCCAGAUGCAGAAUUUGCGAAACAUUUGGAGCAAAGACUAAAACUGAUGGCUUUCGACAUGCUCGAGGCUACAGUCAGUGGCACAGUUCAAGCUUUCCAGAUGUGGCAGAGAAAAGGAACAAACCCGGCUGGCAAACUGCUGGGAACUGCGGUCGCGGGGGCAGGAGGUACCUCCACAGAAUGGUUGGUUCCCUCCGAGAUGUGCGCUAUGAUCAAUGUGGUGCUGGAAACUCGCACCCAGUCGCUGAAGCUGUGCACGGUCGACGGCGCCGAUAUUCAUCAGUACCACGCCAAGAUCGAUCAGCUGUGCGACGGCGCUAUGCAGGACAUGCAAGGAGGGCUUCUAGCCAAGCUGGAGUCGAUCAUGGAAUCCACGCUAUCCAAACUUUCACGCUACGAUGAAGGAAGUCUCCUCGCCCCCAUUCUAUCUCUUACGUAUCGACAGGGCAUGUCAAGUUCAGGCAAAGAAGUAGGACAGAGCUACGUGAACUUUGUGCGAAACAGUAUGGAGCAGCUGCGGCAGAAAGUAUCCGACGAACUAUGGGUUCUGAAUUUAUUCGAACUCUGGUACUCGUCACAAAUGAGUAUGCUGUGCGCAUGGCUCUCUGAGCGGAUGGACCACGGUCUCCACUCGUUCCAACUGUCCGCGCUACUACAAAUAGCCCGCAAGCUGUAUUCAGAUUUCGAGCUACAAGGAAUCGAAGAGGAGAAGCUCAACUCAAAGACGUACCAAACGAUAUGCUCACGCUUACAAUUAGAAGAGGCUGCCGCGUCCGUUCAGGACGUCGCCAGGGAAAAGGACGAUGCCGAUUCUGGAGGAAUACUUCGCCGAUUCAGAUCGGUGCCGUCUGGACUUCACCAGGGAGAACGCUGGCAGGCCAACGACAGCAACAACGGCAGGCAGCGGCCUUCUCGGUGGUCAGGAUUCCCCGCUUAA
Messenger RNA from Galendromus occidentalis (western predatory mite), 1341 nucleotides. RefSeq names its product calcium-dependent secretion activator-like. Gene Ontology annotation, biological process: synaptic vesicle exocytosis; dense core granule exocytosis. NCBI's taxonomy places the organism in Eukaryota, Metazoa, Arthropoda, Arachnida, Mesostigmata, Phytoseiidae. The transcript is spliced from 7 exons. The coding region runs from base 1 to 1341 and encodes 446 amino acids. The record is from RefSeq and is a predicted model, not a curated record.